GAAUACAAUAUCAUCGGAUACAUUCCAUAUACAAUGUAUUUUUCAAUAUUACUGUCACUUCUAAUAACACAAAUAUACAUUGAAGUUGCAGCCACUUCCGAAAUUGCUAAUGGAAAAGAUGAACAGUGUCCCUAUGAAAACACCGUAAAUUUAACUAAUCACCAGAAAUACGAAAAUGGAUCAUAUCUCUAUGAAGGUAUUAUAAUACCAAUCGAAAAACAGAAACUUUACGAUUAUCACUUAGAAUUUAUGCACAAAAGGACAACAGUUCCUCUUCAUUUAAGAGGUUGUGUUUGUGAGAAACAGCCCUGUAUGAAAUUGUGUUGCGAAAAGGAUGAGUACUUUAGUGAUAAGGGUGAUCUGAGUAAAUGUGAAAAAUUAGCUUCGGAUAUGAAAAUUGAUUGGAAAUUGUUAAUAUAUGGCGAUAAUGGUACAACGAAUAUGUUUAAUAUAUUCGAUCAUUUUACUAUACAAGUGGGUUUACCAUGUCAGCGUCCGAAGGCACUUGAUAAGAAUAUGGAUUUGUGGAAUUUAAAAGAGAAUGGAAUUUUAAACAUUUCAUCGGACAACUCAUUACUGGACACAUUAAACUAUUGCUACUCACCGCAUUUAGACAACGAUACUGCAGAAUAUGUAUUAGUACCUUUCAGUUGUCCGAUUAUCAAUAAUGCCACCUGGCGUAUUUAUUUAAAUUCAUACGGCAUGGUUAUAUCGAUUAUAUUUUUGAUACCCACGAUAUUGGUGUAUUUACUGUUAAAAGAAUUGAGAGGAAAUUUAAGUGGUAAACUAUUGAUCUGUUAUUUAGUGUCAUUGACCGUAGGUUAUACCAUUAUAAGUUUUAUAAAUAUUUCACAUUUACGAUUUGGUAUUGCAUCCUGUAGAAUAUUGGGUUUCACUUGUUACUUUUUCUUUAUGGCGGCCUUUUUAUGGUUAAGUGUUUUAUGUUUCGAUAUCUGGAUGAAUUUCAAUGACACUAGUAUCGAGUUGAAUUAUGACAAUAAUUGUCAACAGUUUAUUUUGUAUUCCCUGUUUGUGUGGUCUGGGGCUGCUUUGGCUACUAUAUGUGCUAUUUGUAUAGAACUGUCGCCGAAUGUGGAUGAUAUUUAUAAACCCGGUAUUGGUGUGGAAAUGUGUUGGUUAAAUACUGAAAAAUGGUCUGCAUCUAUAUACUUUUAUGGUCCUAAUCUUGUUAUAUUAAUUUUCAAUAUUGUAACUUUUACCCACAUAACUGUAAAAAUCUAUCAAAUACGACGUGAUAUGGCCAGAAUGACACAUAAAGAGAAAUUCUUAAAUGAAAAUGCUAUUGUCAUUUUACGUUUAUUCUUAAUUAUGGGCAUUUCCUGGCUUUUCGAUAUCAUAUCAUAUUGCGUUCGUGAACAUGAAAAUUUGGAUAUUGCGUUUGUUCUAUCAGACUUUAUAAAUGCCAUUCAGGGUUGUUUGAUAUUUUCGUUGUUUGUCUUGAAACCGAAAAUUUUGAAGCUAAUCAAAAAAAGACCCAAAUCAAUAUGCCGCGAAGUAGUGUUUACAAUGAAUUUAUUUAUAUUUUUAAUCCUCCUAACAUGGCAAAUUUAUAUCGGACUACCAUGGACAUUUGCCCAGGAUGAAGAGAACAAUGAAGAAAUAUGUCCCUAUCAAAAUACCGUAAAUUUAACCAAUCUGGAGAAGUACGAAAAUGGUUCAUAUUUGUAUGAGGACAUUUUAAUACCACCCGAAAAACAGAAUUUCUAUGAUUAUCAUUUGAAAUUUUUGAGGAAAAGGGUAUCGGUACCGAGACAUCUAAGAGGUUGUGUUUGUGAAAAUAAACCCUGUAUAAAAUUGUGUUGCGAAAAGGAUGAGUAUCUCAACGACAAGGGAAAUACGAGUAAAUGUGAGAAAAUAACUUCGGAAAUGACUGUACAAUGGAUAUUGCCCUUACUUGGGGAAUACGAUAAAGUCGAAACGGCUAACAUAUUAGAACAUUUCACCUUACAAGUGGGUUUACCAUGUCGCGAACCGGAGGCAUUAGAUAAGACUCUUGAUGAAUGGAUUUUAAAGAAGAAUGGAUCUUUAUACAUCUCAUCCGAUGGGUCUGAACUCGACACUUUGGACUAUUGCUACUCACCCCAUUUAGAUGAGGAUUCUAAUGAAUAUAUUUUAACACCUUUCAGUUGUCCCAUUUUGAAUAUUGGCUCCUGGCAAUUGUACCUAAACACAUAUGCGAUGACUAUAUCAGUGGUAUUUUUAAUACCAACUAUAUUGGUGUAUUUAGUGUUAAAAGAAUUGAGGGGAAAUCUGCGCGGUAAACUUUUGAUUUCUUAUUUGAUCUCGUUGACCGUAGGUUAUACAAUUAUAACUUUUAUAAAUAUUUCAAGUUUAAAAUUCGAUAUUAUACCCUGUAGUAUAUUGGGUUUCACUUGUUACUUUUUCUUUAUGGCGGCAUUUUUAUGGUUGGGUGUUUUAUGUUUUGAUAUUUGGAGAAAUUUCGGAGAAACUAGUAUUGAAUUGAAUUCUGCUAAGAAUCAACUACAGUUUAUUUAUUAUUCACUGUUUGCUUGGUUGGGGGCUGGCCUGGCGACCUUCUGUGCUAUUUGUAUAGAACUGUCAACGACCGUGGAUGAAAUUUAUAAACCAGGAAUUGGAGUGGAAAUGUGUUGGUUAAAUACGGAAAAAUGGUCGGCUGCAAUAUAUUUUUAUGGACCUAAUCUUGUUAUAUUGAUUUUUAAUUUUGUAACAUUUUCUCACAUAACGACAAAAAUCUAUAAAGUUAGACGCGAUGUGGCUAGAAUGACUCAUAAAGAGAAAUUCUUUCAAGAAAAUGCUAUUGUCAUUCUACGUCUAUUCCUAAUAAUGGGCAUAUCCUGGCUUUUCGAUAUUAUUUCGUAUUGUGUGCGCGAAUAUGAAAACUGGGAAAUUGUGUUUGUAUUUUCGGAUUUCGCCAAUGCUAUUCAAGGAAUUUUAAUAUUUUCUUUGUUCGUCUUGAAACCGAAAAUUUUGAAACUAUUAAAAAAAAGAUUUUUUGAGAAUCAAGAUCAGCGUAGAAGUGGGUGUACAUAUUCAUCAAAUUUUUCGAAAUUACCAACUUCAUCUUAGGACUGGCGUAAACUAUUAUUCAAAAUACAUAAAUAAAUCAAUAAAUGAUGCCAAAGUACAUUUUUGAAUGAAUUACGAAAGUAUACGAAUACGUAAAUUUAAAAUAUUAUAUUUUUAUUGAUUUACAAAUUAUUUCUGGAAAUAACAUUAUAAUUUUUGUAAUAAAUUAAUCCUUUAAUAUGUACCUGUUUCAUUCGA
Molecule: messenger RNA, 3267 nt
Organism: Lucilia cuprina (Australian sheep blowfly)
Lineage: Eukaryota; Metazoa; Arthropoda; Insecta; Diptera; Calliphoridae
Exons: 14
Coding region: 34-3069 (1011 amino acids)
Biological process (GO): cell surface receptor signaling pathway; G protein-coupled receptor signaling pathway
Cellular component (GO): membrane
Molecular function (GO): G protein-coupled receptor activity
Source: RefSeq, a predicted model, not a curated record